Carica papaya (papaya) is the source of this 832-nucleotide messenger RNA. It is a transcript of the gene SPL3, whose product is annotated as squamosa promoter binding protein-like 3. Gene Ontology annotation, cellular component: nucleus. Gene Ontology annotation, molecular function: DNA-binding transcription factor activity; DNA binding. Gene Ontology annotation, biological process: flower development. The record is from RefSeq and is a predicted model, not a curated record. NCBI's taxonomy places the organism in Eukaryota, Viridiplantae, Streptophyta, Magnoliopsida, Brassicales, Caricaceae.
AUAUUCAUCUCCAUCUUCUUGUCUGCCCCAUCUUUCUUCCUCUUCCUCUUUUUUCUACACUUACCUUCUCUUGAAAAUGGGAACAAGCAGAGCUGAAGGAAAAAGGAGCUUGAAGGAGAUAGAGGAGGAUGAGGAAGAAGAAGAAGAUGAUGACUGUACAGGUGGAUUAGGGUUUGAGGAGGAGGAGAAGAAGAAGAAGAAAGGAAGGAGAGGAUCCAGUGCUGCUGAAGCUGCAGGAGCUUCAAUGCUCCCUUGCUGUCAAGCAGAUCAUUGUACGGUCGAUAUGGGUGAUGCUAAGCGCUACUAUAAACGCCAUAAAGUCUGCGAGUAUCAUGCUAAAGCUUCUUUUGUUCUAGUUAAUGGAGUCCAACAACGCUUUUGCCAGCAAUGUAGCAGAUUCCACGAGGUAUCAGAGUUCGAUGACACUAAAAGGAGCUGCAGGAGGCGUUUGGCUGGACACAACGAAAGGCGCCGGAAGAGCUCAACGGAUUAUAUCGGGGAUGGCUCGAACUGAAACACAAAAAGAGUUGAUUAAAAAACGAGCCCCUAAAGGAAAGGGAGAAAUGAGAAAAAUGUCUUCUUUAAAAUGCGGUUAAAGAUCCUACUAUUAUCACCUUUUUUCUUUCUCUUUUCCAAGCUUGCUCUCUGUCUUCUGUCAAAUCUUUUAUCUUUGAUUAAAUUAUAUGCUUUAUUUGGGGACAUUGUUGGCUGCUUGUUAAUUUGGUUUUCUCUGCUGUAUUUUCAACUUUUUAAUUAUCCAGAUUAAGCAGUUGUUGUCUUCAAUGGCAGUAAUUGCUGAUUUAUAUUCUGAAUAAAAUGAUCAGCACAGUAA